CGACGUCUGACGGCACUUGCAGUUAACACUCCACGCCGACCAUACGUCCGGUGCUCGCUUGCUCAACUAACUGACUCGUAAGUCGUCGCCGGCGCUCAAACAUGAACAAGUUGAAGACCGGAUGGUUCAGCGAACUCACAGACCUGUUGCCAGGCAGAAGUUUUUCCAUGGAAGUGGAACAGGUCUUGCAUCAGGAACAGUCCAAGUACCAGGAGAUAUUAGUAUUGAAAACGAAAUCGCACGGCGUCGUACUGGUACUCGAUGGCAUGAUUCAGUGCACCGAGUUCGAUGAAUAUUCUUAUCAAGAAAUGAUUUCAUUUUUGCCAUUAUUCAGCCAUCCAAAACCGCAAAGGGUGCUCAUUGUGGGAGGCGGCGAUGGAGGAGUCGCUAGGGAAGUAGCUAAACACCCAUUGGUCGAAACAAUUGAUCAAGUGGAAAUCGACGACCGUGUUAUCGAACUAUCUAAGAAAUAUUUACCGUUCAUGGCCGAAGGAUUUAACAAUCCUAAAGUCAACCUGCACGUAGCUGAUGGUUUCAAAUUCAUGGAAGAACACAUUCAGUACUACGACGUCAUUAUAACUGACUCUUCUGAUCCUAUUGGCCCGGCUGUUUCGUUAUUCCAAAAAUCAUACUUUGAAUUAAUGAAACGUGCACUGAGACCUGGCGGAAUUGUGUGUUCACAAGCUGAUACUUUUUGGGGACAUUUGAAAAACGCAGCGUCAAUGUACAACCAUUGUAAAGAAGUAUUCGCCAAGGCGGCGUACGCGACGUCCUACGUGUCCACUUACCCGGCGGGUCAAAUCGGUUUCGCACUCGGUAGUCUUGACGAGAAAACAGACUUUGUGAACCCCGUGCACCAGUUGACUAACCAACAACGAAAAGAUAUGAAGCUACGUUACUACACUACCGACAUUCAUAAAGCGGCGUUUGCACUGCCCGCGUUUGUCGUCGAUGCCCUCGACAACGCCGAAAACAAUUCGUAAUAAUAUAUAGUGUGGGCGUAACUAUAUAUAAUACAAAUAGUGUAUCACGUGAGACUCGUAUUACUUGUCACAUCAUGUUAUGAUUGAUAUAUUAUUGCUACUUAAUUAUACGAUUUAAAUAAAACAUCUAUUUAUUUGUA
Rhopalosiphum padi (bird cherry-oat aphid) is the source of this 1123-nucleotide messenger RNA. RefSeq names its product spermidine synthase-like. Gene Ontology annotation, biological process: spermidine biosynthetic process. Gene Ontology annotation, molecular function: spermidine synthase activity. The transcript is spliced from 5 exons. Bases 102 to 983 code for a protein of 293 amino acids. NCBI's taxonomy places the organism in Eukaryota, Metazoa, Arthropoda, Insecta, Hemiptera, Aphididae. The record is from RefSeq and is a predicted model, not a curated record. Gene Ontology annotation, cellular component: cytosol.